This is a messenger RNA of Bemisia tabaci, 2338 nucleotides long. Its product is annotated as thiamine transporter 2. Gene Ontology annotation, biological process: transmembrane transport; vitamin transport. Gene Ontology annotation, molecular function: vitamin transmembrane transporter activity. Gene Ontology annotation, cellular component: plasma membrane. The record is from RefSeq and is a predicted model, not a curated record. Lineage: Eukaryota; Metazoa; Arthropoda; Insecta; Hemiptera; Aleyrodidae.
GGCGGUCUCUCGAGCACCCAACGACGACGGUGCGUCGGUGGCCGGCAUACAAAUUACGGUCUCCACGUGUUUUCCAUGACGGCACAUUGUGUUUUACUCCUGUGUUUUCGUUAGAUAGUCCUCUUUUGCAACGAUGUUCAAAGCUCAAAUCCGUGUUUUGACUGUGUUUACUCCUGUACUUUGAUAACGACUUAUUUGUCAGCUCCGGCCGAACGUGCAUCUAAGGAAGGAAAAAUGCAGGAGUACGCAAAAAUUUGUUUGCUGGUCUCCGUCUUCGCCGCCGUGAGAGAAUUCCGACCCAUAGAACCAUUCUUCACUGCUUUUUUAACGAGUCCUGCUGCAAACUUAACAAAUCAAGAUGUUAGAGAACAAGUUUAUCCAUACGGAACCUAUUCUUGUUUGGCACAAGUCAUUGUGGUCUUCCUCGUCACCGACUAUCUCCGUUACAAACCUAUGAUCGUGCUUGGCAGUGUCGCUGGGUGUUCUCUUUACGCGCUUCUUCUGGAACAUCCUCCACUAUGGAGGAUUAAGAUAUCUCAACUUUUGUUUGGACUUUUCUCGGCAGCGCAUGUUGCAUACUUCUCGUACAUGUAUGCACGAAUCGAGGAUAAAAGAUUGUAUCAAAAGGUCACCGGUUAUGCUCGCGCCUCGCUCCUUGUGGGAAAAUUCCUCAAUGGUUUAGUUGCGCAGUUGUGUAUUUCGUAUGGUAUCUUGCAGUACGAGCAACUACUGUACUUAAGUAUUGCAGGAACUGUGGUAACUCUUUUGAUAAGUUUAUUCUUCCCUCCUGUGAAGCACAGUACUUAUUUUCACAAGAAAAAGUUCAAGACUGAUCAGAAAGUCGAUUAUGAUGUCAUUCGAGGGAAUUCAGAUUCCAGAGCUCCAGACGAUGCACAAGAUGCUUAUGACACAGGUGACAACUCACACCGAGAAAGUCUCACUGAAUGCACGAAAAAUGAUUCAGUUAUAUCGCACUUAUGGCAUGACUUCAAGACUGCUUUCUCGAAUCCAAUUGUAAUAAAAUGGGCUUCUUGGCUGGUCUUCGCUAAAGGAUGCCAUUUUUUGGUGUUGACUUAUAAUCAAAUUUUAUGGCAAACCGUGGCAAAGGAACAAAAAACUGUCCCUCUGAUGAAUGGAGCGGUUGAGGCUAUUUCCACGAUCACAAGUGCUGGGGCAGCUUACAUAGUUGCCAGGAUGUCGAGUGACUGGCGAAAGGGGCACAGCACAUUUUUAUUCCUCAGCUGUAUAUGUUGCAGUGCUCUUUUGUUCUACUGCGGUUUAUCCACCAACUUGUGGACUGUUUACAUCGCUUACAUUGCCUAUAGUUUUAUUUUCCAGUCUACGCUCACCGUUACUGAGUCGCAAAUAGCGCAGAACAUACAGCGCGACAGUUACGCUUUGGUGUUCGGGUUCCUGAAUUUCUUGGCUUUCAGUUUGACAAGUUUAUUCACAGUUUUCGUUAUUCAGCAUUCAUUCCUUCGAGAGAAGCCCACCGCCCAUCAACAGUUUGAGAUUUAUGGCGUCAUCCUGUUCGUGCUAGCGGGAGUUGUCGCAUUCGAGAGUGUUGUCACUUCGUGUAGACAGAGAUCCAGCGGCCCCCGGGACGCACAUACCACAGCCUGAUUGCGUAGAUAAUAAUGAAAAUUUGAUCUCAAGAGUCGUGGCGAUUUUGCAAGCAGGAAACGCUUUUCCCUCCAAUCACAUCAGUUAAAAAUAUCGAUUUUAGGUAGAGCAAGCUGUCAAGUAACGCCAAGAAACGCCCCAGUAGCAACUAUACUGUUAUACAAACUUUUAAAAAACUCCUAAAUUUAAAAAAGACAGCUCUUAAAAAAACUGUUAAAUGUUCGCUUCGAGAAACUCUUUUAGGGUAUUUUUUUAAAGUACGUAAAAUUUACGAGCAGUAAAAUUUAAGGAAAAAAAGUUAAAAAAUAACUCUUGAAACAUCAAUUGUAGUUUUUGGACACUAAAAAUGUUUGAAAAAAUGUUAAAAAAACUACAAUGAUAUUUUAAGAGUUUUUCAACACUUUUUUCUCUUGAAUUUUACUAAAAAGUAGCCAAAAAAAGGGCUCUCUAAUUCGAACAUUUUAACAGUUUUUCAGAGUUUUUAAAAAUUGUUUUUAAGGCUCAUUGCUUCUAGGGCGAUUAUUUUACAUACAUUUAAAUGGAGAAAAACAGUUUUGCCAAUUUUCAAAAAUCGUCGCUGCUCAAAAAUACAAGUAAAUGUAAUCGAGGAUCACUAGACAGGGUAAGAACUACAACCCCUCAAGAUAUUAUGUUCCCUCGUCGAAAUUCGCAUUUGAUGCGGUUGACAAGAUAAAUGCAUGUAAGAGCUGAUCAG